Cicer arietinum (chickpea) is the source of this 4377-nucleotide messenger RNA. RefSeq lists its product as uncharacterized. The record is from RefSeq and is a predicted model, not a curated record. NCBI's taxonomy places the organism in Eukaryota, Viridiplantae, Streptophyta, Magnoliopsida, Fabales, Fabaceae.
AUGCCGAAGUUUUUGCAGGGUGAUCAAAUUGACUUAAGAACCUGGCAAGAAAUACCUGUGACCUGGUUCACGCUUUGUUUUGACUUCAAGCAGUUCCAAGAUCAGGAUCCGUAUUUUAUUUUCAAUCAAUCUCCUCAGCAUGAAUUAAAAGUGGGUCUUUCGAUACAAGUGGUAAGACCUAUCAUUCAGCAUCCAAGACCUGGCCGAUGGCUACUUCAAAUUCAAGUGCCACUUAUCUUAACACAACUCGGGCUAAUCGACUCCCAGCCUAGCUAGACCUGGUUCAAGCAAUUAAGCCAAAGCAACACUUAUUCCUUACCGGAUUCAAUUCUUUCGUCCACUUCUCUUUCUUUUCUUUCACUAUUCCCAUCAAGCCUUGGGUUCUCUUGAUGCUUUCAUUUCCCUCAACCUGAGUAAGCUGGUCCCUCAGUCAAACUUCUUCCAGUUCGCGUUGUUUACCCCGAGUGGAUCAAAGGGUUCCUUCGGAGCAAAUAAAUCUUGCGCUGCUUAAGGAGCUCCCCACAUUCGCACGGGCUGGGGACAUGAUGAGAGCUGCAAACAUGGCUCUGGAAUGUGUCCCUUACCACCCUAACUACUAGCUCUAGAUCAGGAUAGGAAAGAGCCCUCGGAUUUACAAGCAAUUGCUCUGGUAUGCUAAACCACCAAACGGAGAAUCCAAUCCAUAAGCAAGUUAGGAGAAAAAAUAGCAUAUCCCUUACAUACGAAUAAAUGAGUGCCUCCUCUAAGCUAAACUCUUUGAUUCUGGAGGUUUUUCGCUGUAAAAAAAAACCCCUGCCUUCGAUCUGGUGAUCUCAGUAAAUAUGAAUCUCUUCCUACUUCUCUUAUUCUGAACGGUAAUUGCUCCAUAUUCGCUGUAGGUGGAAGCCAAGGACCAAUGGAAUACAUUCUAUGUCGCUCGCCCUGCUUUCUAACCCAAAGUAAAGUGUACGCCGGGCAGGAAGUCGAAUGGUGCGGGUGGAUGUACUUAUAGUAUAACUGUCGUUGGAAGGGACUUCUCGUACUUCAGGCACUCCAGAGGUUAGUUUUUAAAAGAGUGAGAACAUGUCAAACAACAAAGAAAAUAAGGAAUGGAAGGUGGGUGCCCUCUAUAUUGGGGGUUGAUUCUAGCUAAAGCUAAAAUAUCUAAAACGAAUAGGUAAGGGAACUGCAUCUUUCACUAAUGUACCAACUGUCGUGAGUUGGGCGGAGGACCUGGGGCAGUCGCUACGGAAUAGACUUGAAACCGAGCGGGAACAUGGCUGGGAGUAGCUUUUAACAGUGCUGGUCUACCCCGAUUUACCCAUUGAGAGGGACUGAAAGCCUUGGUUUCGCCACCCCUAUUUCAUUAGUAGAGCUCUAUUGAGAAAGACCUUGGAAUUGGCCAAUCACCAAGGGCGAUGUUAGGUUAGCAUUCAGAACGAAUAGAACGAACUCGAGUUCAGUUCACCGGUACGGCACAGCCGGGGAGAGCGGAGAAAGGUAAAGCACAACUAGAAUGCUUUUUCAGAAAGAAUCCCACAUAAAUAAGCUUCCGAAAGAAGUAAUGCAAUUGGUUGACCCAACAAGGUAACGGAGAGGAAAGACCCCUACCGCUAACUUCUCUGUCCUAAUCUCCUGUGUCGAAGCUUUCAGGUCCUUAGAUCGGGUCAAGCUUGGCACUCCUCCAACUCUAACCUCUCUUUCCUACUGCACUGAAAGCCUUCUUUUCUUAACCAGCUAUUGAAUGAGUGAAGUAGCCAAUCCUAAGAAAAGAGUUGCUUUCCUUUUAGCCGUGUAACUUGGCCUAUUGGUCUACUGGUCUAUUAGUCCUUGUUCUCUUUUCGUUAUCCGCAUUGGAGCUAGAAAGGGCUACUUGUAGGACUUGUACCGAUCUGUAUUUAGCCAGCUCUUUUUUCCUCGCCCUAACGGAUCCUGAACUCUAAGGAAAACUCCCUUUCCAGAGAAGCACUCAUUUUCUUUCUAGAAGCUCUUUUUUUCUACCCUUCUAACUAGUGUCACUUGCUUGAUCACUUCGGUGAGGGGGUUAUGCCAGAGGGACUGCAAUCAAUUCACCGGGUAAUAAAAGUACCUUUACACCUACCCUUUUUUUUAGUAUGACUAGACCCAAUAGAUUGUAUCACUAUACCCAGAACUUGUUGUCUACCUAGGGAUAUGCCAUUUACGGGGGGAGCUAGUCAGAGAUUUGGACUUCUUAAGCCAAUCCUAGUACUGGUCUUACUUAUUACUGCUAUAAAUAUUCUAACGGGUAGAAUGAUUAGCUCUUAGACCUGUUCAAACUCUGUGACAGGUUAGGACAACUAUUGUUAUAAAUGAUAGGCCUUUCACUUCUUUGCUUGGUAGCUCCGUCUUUUAUAAUAUGCUAUAGAUUAUCAAUACAUCUUUCCUUUGCACUGAAAGCUGGCUAGCCUAAAAUCUCUACUUGAACUACUGAAAUGGGAUCUAGCCUUUGGGCUUAGUUCAGAGUUCUGCCUUCUAGGCUUCUUCCUUAAUCAGGAAAAGCCCUUUACGCUUUGAGCCGGGUAUGAAAAAAGUGAAUCCGGAUCCUUCGCCACCUUCUCUCCUUGGUUCUGAGAUUGUAAGGAUUUCUUCCCUCUUUCUCUUAAAAUUAAACCGGCAUACUGAAAUCGAUUGCACUAAGGGGCUUCGAUUUUGCUGAAAGAAGGACUUCGUUGAAAAAUAUAAAGAUAUUGGUUACAUCUCGCGUACUUGCCCAUAUUACUUAUAUGGGGUGACCCACUUCUACUUACGCGGAUUCCAAAGCCGCUCCCAUUCCUCAAAGCCCGGCAGCAGAGUCAACCCCUCCUUCGGUCGGUUCAUGAGCUGCCAAAAGCUAACUCUACGCUCGGUAGCUACCGGAUCUAAUGCACCAUUCUUCGGCCUAUUACGAACAGUUUCGAUGUCCCAGAUCGUCUUGUGUUUCAUCAAUCUUCGGCAGGAGUUUGAUGCGGGGAUUCCCAGCUGUAGUGGGCAUCGCUUGGAAAUCGAAAUAGUAAUGGUAUUGCCUACUCAUGUUACUGAUCAUUAUACGAACUAAUGCCUUUUCUGGGGGGGGACGAUCAGCUCAUAUCUAUUUAUUUAUAUAAUUUUAGAAUUAGAAUUGAUUCUUUCCCUCGGGGAACGAAGGCUAUAAGAGAAUCAGUAGCUUUGGAAAGGAAGUAAAGAUGAGCUCUCUUCUGACCCUAAGGGCUAACUGAACUCACUUGAAAGAGGGAGACAAAGAUGUGAACAUGAAGUUCAGAAGUUCCCCAGACGUGGGGACUAGGGACGGAGAUUCUUUGAAAGAAGACCGCUUUGCCAUGAAGUGCGGUUGAAAGAUCGGAUUAUAAUAAGCUUUUUCUUUUUUUUGCCAGAGAAAGAGAAGAACCUACGACUGUGGAAUGCUUCUUAUAUGUUCGUAAAAUAGGAACUCAAAGUAAAAACUAGACUUUGUCUUGCAAACUGACUUCAGCCAUAGUGAACAGGGGAAACUGCUCACUUUGAUAGCCCUACCCUAGUGUAUGCACUCAAGCAGAGUAGACGGCACGCGUCACCAAGCAUACCGCCCGAGGUUAAGGGUUCAUCAGCGAAUGGAGUUAGGCCCAUUUCCUAGCCUAGUUUUAAGCAGAACAGCACCAUCCUAGUCCAGAGCAGUACUUCUCUUAUGGGCUCGAGGCAAGACAAGCAGCCCGCUUCGCUUCCUCAAUUGCUCAAGGAACAAGAUGAAAUAAUGCUUAUGUGGAACGUCUUCUGGCGAGGCUUGGGGAUUAAACCAAUAUCUUUCUAUUUGAAGCAGUGUGCGGUAUGCCUUAAAUUCAACAAGCAUACGCUGGCCAGAAUAGUACUUAGAUUUCCGUCUCUGUUUAGUUUAGCUGACUCGCUCGGGAUAUCCUCACAUCAUUCCGGCAUUUCACCGUCAGAGGAUCCGAUCCUUAAAGGUUAUUCCAAAAGUGAUUUGCUUGUCCAGUGGUACUUGUCGCUUUUCUCCGAAGGCUAUUGAAUUAGCUAAACCACGUGGGUGGCGGUUGUCCAUGGAUGUCCCUUGGGCCUAUUCUUCAUCGGAUACGAGAGCAGGAAGAGCUUCUAUUCCAUCAACACCUGUUAUUCCAGCAACAGCUCUUACUGUAACAGAACUAGGACCAUCAACUCCAACUGUCCUUAUAGGCGAAAGCCACCUCCUUGACAGAUUACGGAGCUACCCAGCUUCUCUUCCAAGUAGUAGAAAAACCGCCUUUCACCCGCUUCUCUAAGGAAAAAGUCUAAUGUCAUGUUGAGAAUCUAAAGGAUUGAUCGAAAGGCAGUGAUUUCGACCUAGAGUGAAGCUUUGGCUUUCGGCGGCUAUUAGAUACGGAUUGACGAGUUGACCUAAACGAGUAAGAACAAUUGUUGGAACGAGAUUGA